This is a messenger RNA of Trichoderma asperellum CBS 433.97, 237 nucleotides long. RefSeq lists its product as uncharacterized. Lineage: Eukaryota; Fungi; Ascomycota; Sordariomycetes; Hypocreales; Hypocreaceae. The record is from RefSeq and is a predicted model, not a curated record.
AUGUUCGCGAAAUCACGCCUCGGCUCAUGUCCACAGCUGUCCAGCUCUCACCCCAGUUCAAUAUCAGGGUGGCAAAAGUGUUUGCAGCUCAAUUCCCAUCGCGGCUCCGAUCAACACACAAACACGCGGCCGGAGGCUUGCAAUUGGCAGCAGAGCAUGAACGGUGGAUCAAGCUGUCAAUCAUAUAUGGACAAACCACGACAUCUCAGGAACAUGGCGACUGGGUGCAUCAUCUGA